AUGGGGGAAGGAGAGAGUGGAGACGAUGUCGGAGGCACCGUCUCCAUCCCUGCCACCGCUGCUGCCUCAAGUCCCACAACAAUGCGACUCUCCUCCUCUUCUCCUCUCACCGAGAAAAUGUCCUGGGCCAUCAGCGAUCGCAGUUUGCAGAAGCCGCCAGCGAUGUAUACGUUCCUCUGUGACCAGGACAUUCCACGUCGUUCCUACGCAUGCCACACUCUGUUGCACUCGGAGGCGGUGGUUCAGGUUGACUACUGGCUGGAGCAGCGUUGUCCCCUCGCUUACCUUGGCUGCCCUUUCUCGGUGGUGCGUCUACGACCCAACUCAGCGGCUGCCAACCUCGCCUAUAUGCCCACUAUCAACGCCUUUACUGUGCGUUACACCUCCGCUAACACCUCCGAUUCAAACACCGCUACCUCGGCACCAAGCGCAGUAACAUCAACCCACUCCUUUGAUACCACCUCUCCCAGCAGCGCUAUUGCCUCCGCAGCUCCGUCACCCAUCGCCUUUAGCACAAUCUGUCGUCUAGAUCGGCUGCCGCACCAAGUCCUUAAGCGAAUCAUUGACAUGCUCGAUGAGAUGAGUCUGGUGAGUCUGUCUCAAGUGUCGAAGCAGCUUGCGGACGUGUGUCGGCGCUCACUGCCCUCACGGGGUAUCGUGGCUCCGGUAUGGCAACGCGAAUUGCGGGCAGGUUGGCGAAUUAGCGGUUUUGCGUGGAGUUUGCCGACUUGUGGGGAGCCGGUACGUCGCUGGCGAAUCACCGACUCGCCCGCCCCUCUGGGAACGCAGAUGACACGCCACCUGCACUCCGAGUGCGCGUUCUACGAGGCACUGCGGGCGCAGCAACCCUUUUGUCUUUAUAAUCCCUCGGAGAAGCCGCCCUUCCUCUCGGGCGCCGAGAGAGAACCAGAAUUUAUCUAG
This is a messenger RNA of Echinococcus granulosus, 921 nucleotides long. Its product is annotated as F-box only protein 30. Gene Ontology annotation, molecular function: protein binding; ubiquitin protein ligase activity. The record is from RefSeq and is a predicted model, not a curated record. NCBI's taxonomy places the organism in Eukaryota, Metazoa, Platyhelminthes, Cestoda, Cyclophyllidea, Taeniidae. The transcript is spliced from 3 exons. Bases 1 to 921 code for a protein of 306 amino acids.